Diuraphis noxia (Russian wheat aphid) is the source of this 631-nucleotide messenger RNA. RefSeq lists its product as uncharacterized. The record is from RefSeq and is a predicted model, not a curated record. Lineage: Eukaryota; Metazoa; Arthropoda; Insecta; Hemiptera; Aphididae.
ACAAACGGAGUCGAGACUUCGGAAGUGAUGACUGCUGCUGCAGUGCUGCUUCGGCUGCGAGGCGGCGGCGGCGGUGGCGGCGGCGUCGACCAGCCCGUUACCGCGACGAGUGGGGACGAUGACGAUGUGGCUGGUAGGCGAGGUAGUGCAGGGUGUGCGUGUCGGUCGUUGGCGGCGCUCCCCCACCUAACGAUUUUACGGUCUCUACAGCCGCCGUCGUGCCGCGCUUUGCUACCGCCUGCCGCCGUCACCGUUGCUGACGUCAUGACCCAGCAAGGCACUCAAGGCGGCAACUCGGCAGUCGGCACACGGUUUAACAAUAACGUGCGGGAAUGGCGAAAUGACCUCCAGUGUCGCCAAUAGAGGAUGUACCCGUUUAUGACGGAAACGGAUUGACGUCGUCUACUCGUCCUUGGUAGGCAACUAUUAAAGUCAAGGGUUGCUGACCCCUAACGAAAUAGUCUGAGAACCUUGGACUGUCCGUCGAAAAUAACUCUCCAUUCAACCACCCACCUACUAAUCGACCCACUUUAACGCCGACCAACGGGGUCGUCGACGCAGUGGCCUUCGAUCUUGCUUAUUAGUCAACCGACGUGACCUAUUCACAGCGGGUCCUUGRUCGUGACUUGUA